AAUCCUCGCCGUUCAUUGGCUGGAAACAUGUCUACUGGAGGGGGAGAGACUGAGUGUGUCAUAUGACCUGAGGAGGAGCACACGUCUGUCUAGCUUGGAAUAUUGGCCUGCCUGAUGGGGUGUUGCUGCAGUACUGAGCAGGAGAACCUUUCGCAGGAUGGUGAAGUCAAUGAGAGGACUCGACUACUGAAUGAUCCUGUCAGCAAUACCUACCAAGUCACAGCGAGCUCAAAUGACUAUGGAAACCAUUAUUCUACCUCUGCCACGAAGAAGUCAGAUGAUCAUUCUGUCUUAAAUCAAAUUUUGCAACACACAGCCAGUAGUAUCAUUGAUGUAGGAGCCUUGGAGUGCCACACCCUAGAGCAGCAUGAAUACAUUGAGAGAGUGAGAACAUACAACCAGAGAGUUAAUGCAAUACCACAAGUUAAGACAUCCAACAAAAGGCACCAUGAAGUUCAGCUUUUAUAUGAUACACCAGCUACUGAGAGGGUUUUAUCAGCACAACCAAUUUCUUUAGCAGAUUUUAACAUGAUGAUCACUGCAUCACAGAAGGUUGUGGCAGCUGUUGCACAAAUCCGAGUGGAACACAAAGAAGAUUUGGUAGUUCCAUUUGGAAUCCCUUGACAUCCUCAUUUCCAGCAGCCAUCGUACCAAGACUUCUUUACCCUCACAGCCUCCCUUCUGCAGCGACUCUUCUCUCAUCACCUUGGACAAGCACACCCCACUUACACUCACAUAUCUGAUGGAACUGGGAGUUGUAUGGGAGAAUCCUCUCAGAUGAUUAAGUAGUCUCUCUCUCUCUCUCUCUCUCUCUCUCUCUCUCUCUCUCUCUCUCUCUCUCUCUCUCUCUCUCUCUCUCUCUCUCUCUCUCUCUCUCUCUCUCUCUCUCUCUCUCUCUCUCUCUCUCUCUCUCUCUCUCUCUCUCUCUCUCUCUCUCUCUCUCUCUCUCUCUCUCUCUCUCUCUCUCUCUCUCUCUCUCUCUCUCUCUCUCUCUCUCUCUCUCUCUCAUAUAUAUAUAUAUAUUUUUGAAAUAAAUCAUGCAAUAUCCAUAUGUUGUUGAUUGAUGGUAGAUGUAAUAUUAAUUUAUACAGGUGUGCCUUAAUUUGUAGUAUAGCAUAUAUAUAUUGAGAUCAAAUUUAACCCAGCUGUAUAUCAGCAGAUUAUUUUGCCUAAAUCAUUAUUACCUUAAACUGAGUGAAGUUAAACAGUUACAGCCAGUUGUUUGUUGUACAGGAGUUUGAGUUGUGUGCAAAUGUGGAUGGCUUAUUUCCAUGAUCCAUCACUUAUGAAAACUGUUCCUUUUCCCAUGUGUACUUUCAUAACCCCAAAAAUUAGCCAUAUGUCUCAUCCAUUCAUGUAUUAUGUCAUUGUGCAUGAAUUUUCUAUCCAUGCAGCAGUUUCAGCUGCUGCAUGCAUGCUAAUAAGGUAAAUAGCCAAUGUAGCAGAAAUUAGUGCUCACUGAUAUGGGGGAAGGGGGAGUAAGCCAGCUGUACAUUUCUAGCUCAUAACAAGGCACACCUUCAUAUCCUGAGUGUCAGCCCAUGCAUCCUACUGCUCUAUCAGCCCUCCACAAUGUGUAUAUACACAAACUGAACAAUCCUGAAGUGUGUCAUGCAGUGCUUGGAUGAUCAUCAACUCAGUAUGUACUUGAGUUUAGUUUUACAGAUACUUCAAAGAUGAGAGAGUUCAAACAUGGGAGCUUAGCAACAAGAGGUGCAUAUUUUUUUUACUUAUUUACUUUUUUAAUCAGAGGAAGUGUAAUGUACCAAGAGUGUCAAUACUUUUUAAAAGGUGCAUAGCAAUUGUACCAUAUUUAAUAUUUGUAAAUUUAAAUGUUGACUGAAAGAUAGAAAGAAAUAAUAUAGCACAUGAAUGGUCAUGUUUGUUUAUGCUGCUGAACCUUUUUAUAUUGGUGUAUUGCCCUACUUGGUGAGUCAGCCUAGCAUGUUUAGCAUUGCAAAGUGGCAUCAGACCAGUAGAAUCUCCAAUGCAUUUUACAUGGUAAUAUAUCUCCAGUAGUUAUAAGUGCAAGACUGAGGGCACAUUUGUUAUUCUUCUCUAAUCAUGUAGCUGUAGAGAAGCUCUGAAUAGACAUGUAUCAUUAUUAAUAUUUGACAUUUCACUAACAUACAAAGCCUUGAAGUUGUGAAAGUGAAGGCAAGCAUUAUCAAAAGUUAGGAACAAAAACAAAGUGCAACCUUGAGUGUCUAAAGACAACAGAAGGUUACCUUACAUUCAAAUCAUCAUUAGAUGAUUGUAAGAAAUGUUACAGUAAUGUUUUCAUUCAUGUGCAAAAAAAAUUUAUAAUUUUUACUUGGACAGAUUCAAUAAGAAAUUUGAUACUUUAAAAAAUGCAACCUUCAAAAUGUAUUUUGAAUUACUUAUCUUAGAGAAGUGACCAAGUUGAAAAUUGCCAUUAAUAUUAAAGAAUUAGAAUUGUCAUCUACCUUUAGAACCAGGGAGUGAAAAAUGAUAAGUAAACACACUGAUUUCUCAGAAAAGUAGAAGAGCAACAAAACUCUAAGGAGCAUCUUCCUCAAAUGCCAAUAGCCAGUCUUGCCACCAUAAUUGUUGUCCUCUAUACUUCCCACAGCCUUCCACUCUGUUUUCAUUAAUAAGGAACUAUCUUUUUAUACACUAUGAAUAAAUUUUGGACAAAAGAAUGACAGAAAGAAAAAUCACCCACAAGAUCUGAAUUUCAUGUUGCAUUCUUUUCCCAAACUAUGAGAUGCUGUAGAUAAACAUGUUAAAGAAUUUUGAAUCUAGACCUGACCACUAAUUAAAGGGGACACCAUGACGUGUAGUUUGUCUGAGCUAUUGACAGUUGAGUCUGCCACCAAGUCAGGUAUGCAGCAGACCAAAAAUGCAUAAAGAUUACCCACUUAAUUUCUAGCAUAAUGUGGCCAUUCAUGAGGAAAGAACAUGAUUUGUACUUAUAAGAUGCUCUGUGACUCAAAAGUAACUUAAUACAAUAAACCUGUGAGUAACUCAACAAUUUUUAUCCAGUUUUAAUUACGGUUCUAAGGAAAAGAACACUGAAAUUUCUAUCUCUUUAUUACAUAAUGAAUUAUACAACAUUUUUUGUUAUACCUUUAGAUUAUUUGUAUUUUAUGAAGAAACAUAAUUGAGAAGAUUUUUUUUUUCUUUUUUUUUUUUUAUGAAAAAAGAAAGUUCAAUACUAAUUUUUAUCCCCUGACAUUUUUACAGGGUCUUACUAGUAGGCACAUUUUCCUCACAUCAUAGAGUUCUCUGCUUGAAUUCCCUGGCCAGAUGGAGAAAAUUUAGGUUUGUCUUUAUUGAUAAUGUACCCCCUGACUACCUAGAAAAGAAUAAGUAUAGGACAUAAGCUUAGAAAUUGCCAACUUCACAAUGAUACCCUAAGCCAGUAAGGUGCAUGACUGAAGUGGAGCGCAGUUUUUCACGCAAGAAAUAGAUCAUGAUGGCAUAUAUGAUAACAGUAACAUUGUUAAAUUGAAAAAAAUAAUGUAUUCCCAAUGUAAAGAAUUAAAAAAUUCUAAAUUUCUGCCAAGGCAAUUCAUGCACUUGUGAAUCCAUGUCAUGUUGGACAAAUGUCUUAGUAUUGUACUCAUCUGUGCUCUGUGAAAUGUUCUCUUAUGAUGAACAGUAUGUACGUAUAUGUAUGUAUACACAUCAAUAAUGUAAGGCAUUUUUAAAUAAGGCACACCUGUAGUAUUCAGAAACUAGAAUUUUUAGAUAUUAUUUUCAUUUGCCAGUAAUCUGAGUGAGAUUAUUUCUGUCUUGUUGGCUGUGACAUACAGAUAUUAUAUAUUGUGACAUUAUCUUCACUUGUUAGUGUCAGAGAAUUGUACUAGUAUCCUAGUGGUGCAGUAGCAUUGUUUCAUCUGAACUUUAUCCUGAAGCUAAAUUAUACAAUGGUGCUGUGAUAUUCAAUAAAUUAGGGAAAAUUAAUUGCUGAUUCCUAAAUGACAACUCAUUAGUUUUCUAUAGAAGUGUAGAGAUAUGGACCAGAAGCUCAAUUACUGCAUCAUUUAAAACAUAAAAUUGUUUAGGGUAAAGAGUAAAGGAAGAUAAUUUAAAGCUUGCUCCUAUCCCCAGAAGUCCUGUCAUCAUCCUGUGACUUCCAUAUACUCUACCACUUUUGGGUCACCUCUACCUUUCACACUGAAGGCAUUAGACAUAAUUUUAUCAUAAUAAGUAGCUCUGCCACACAAAGGCCUGAGUUAAUAAAUGUUUUACUGAAAAUACUCAUCAAACUAUUUUCAAUGUACUUUCUAUUCUUUCAGAGAUAACAGAAUUUUCUUAAAUUGAAAAAAGUAGCCAGCAUUUGUUAUAGUCAAGUCAUGCUAUUUUUCAUGGCUCUCAUUAACCUGUUAAACAUGCUACUUAUAAGUUUAAAGGAAGGAAAAAUCACUAGAGUUGAUUGACAAGACAAAACAACCCAAAUUCUGUUCAUGGCCAUAUGUGUCCAAAUUUACCUAUGCCCAUAAAAAUGGAGGAAAAAAAAGACCAUGUGAUUUGUCUGCAUAUUUCUCUCACAUCCCAGUUGAAGUAUGGAGCACAUAAUUCUGAAACAUUUGGUUCUACUGACAUCUUACUCUGGAUUUCCUCUUGUUCAGUCGUGUGAUGUUAAAAAAUCAGCCUUGAACCUCCUUGCACCAUUACCUCAUCAAAAUGAAGUAGCAUAAUAAGAGUGCAAGUUACUAUACAGUAUUAGAGAUCUUCAGUUUGUAUUAUUUGUUUCAUCACUUAGAGAGAUGAUUACCAAACUCAUUUGAAUCUGUACGAAGAUGCAUUAUUUCCCUGGAUAUGCGACUUUUUAUAAGAAGUAUUGAGCAUUAGGUGAAAUAAGUUCCUGUUAUUUCUUCAUGUUUAUGGUAUUUAAUGUAACAAGAUUUAUAGACCAAUAACGUAGAAUAAGUUGUUUAUUUUAUCUAGGUCUAUCUGUUAUUAGGAUUUAUAUAGCUUGCUUAGUAACUAGUACUUAUAUUUCUUACUGUACUAGAAACCUCACUGGUAGGAACAAAGAAAUGUGACUUUUGGUUCAUACUGUCUCAUUGAUUUUGAGCUAGUAGUCUGCUGUUGAUGAGUAACAAUAGUAAAGAGCGUAAUAAUCAUUGUACUAAAUAGAAAGAGUGGUCUAGAUUCACAAGCAAGAUAAUAUAAUCUACAGUUUAUAAUUGUAGUACAGUGAAGGACAGAAACCUCUCAACUUUUCCUACCAAUAGCUUCCUGUUCUUUAUCCAUUUCUGUUCAUUCUUUCAUCAAUAUCUUUUGUCUGAUUGCUCUGGCUCUCUUGAAUGUCUGAGUUUCCUCUUUGUGGUCCAUUUGUUGCAAUAUGAUUAUGACCAUCAUUUAUUUGAUCUUAUUCAUUGUAGCUGAGGAUUUACAUUUCUUCCCAAA
This is a messenger RNA of Scylla paramamosain (green mud crab), 5382 nucleotides long. It is a transcript of the gene Lamtor1, whose product is annotated as ragulator complex protein LAMTOR1-like. The transcript has 6 exons. Lineage: Eukaryota; Metazoa; Arthropoda; Malacostraca; Decapoda; Portunidae. The record is from RefSeq and is a predicted model, not a curated record. The coding region runs from base 115 to 624 and encodes 169 amino acids. Gene Ontology annotation, molecular function: molecular adaptor activity; guanyl-nucleotide exchange factor activity. Gene Ontology annotation, cellular component: late endosome membrane; Ragulator complex; lysosome. Gene Ontology annotation, biological process: positive regulation of TOR signaling; cellular response to amino acid stimulus; lysosome organization.